AUGAAAAUGUUUUACUAUCCAGUUUUUUUAAUAUUUAUGUUUAUAAAUAUUAUAAAUAGUUAUACUAUUAUAAUAGAUUUUUCAUCUAAUAUAAACUAUACCGGUUUUAAUUGUGGUGAUAUCAAAGUACCAUGCACAUCUUUUUAUGAUGCAGGCAAAAAAUCAUUCGAUUUAAAUAUUGAAAAUGAAAAAAUUUUAAAUAUUUUUAUUUUAAAUAAAAAUAACCAAGAUUGGAUAUUGACAAAAGGAUCUUCAAUAACUUUUGGAGAAAUAAAUAGUCAUUUUACAAAUAUAACUUUUCAAAUAGUUGAUGAAAAGUUAAACUAUAAUAACAAAUCAACAUUAGUAGUAGAUGGUUAUGAUACCCUGGGUAGUUUUUUAACCCAUAAUAGAAACGAUUUUAAUCCAGAUUUUGGCAAAUACAUUAUAAUAAACAAUUUUAAGUUCAUAAACUGGUAUUAUGAAAAUGGAAUUAUUUCAAAUAUUUACAACAUUUCAUCAAAUAAAUUUUCAAAUAGAAGUUUUAUCUUUAAUAAAUAUAUAACCCAAUAUAAAGGCUCAAUUAUACAAAUGAAAGGUGAUUCAUUUUUAUCAAUGAAAUCAUGUGUUUUACAUGACAAUUAUUUUAGAAAUAGUUUUAUAGAGUUUUAUGGUGUCAGUGUCAAUAUAGAAAUAUUAAAUACAACUUUAUAUUCAAAUUUCAACUUUAAUAUUUUUAUUUCUAUAAAGAGAAGCGAAAAGGAUCUAACAAUGAAUAUUGAUUCAUUUGAAACAGAAAAAGUUUUUUUUUUGGAGUUUUUCUCAUCUGAUCAAAAAAAUAAUACUCUUCAAAUUAGUGACUGCUACUUGAAUAAUAAUUUUUAUGGUGAUAAACAAGGCUUUUUAUUAACGGACACUACAAAUAGUGUUGUAUUAAAAAAUGUAUAUUUAGGAAAAGAUUUUAGUACCGGGAUUGAGGCAUUAAAUCCAAAAGAAAUUAUAUUAGAAAAUUGUAAUAUACAAUCAAAUAUAUCAAUUGAAUCAAAAAAUACAAAAUUAACUUUAAUUGGGUCAAAUUUAUUUUCAAACAUUCCUAAAUUAAUUAAUAGUAGUGAAGUUGUAAAAGAAGGAGAUAAUGAUAGGAAUAUAAAAAUUCAAAAAGAAAAAAAUAAUAUUAAAAAAAAAAAUUUAAAUAUAAUUUUAAUAUCUUGUUUAUUACCGAUUGGUGUUAUCUUACUGGCCAUUUCAAUAAUAUUAAAACUAAAGUUGCAUAUUUCUAAGGUAAAUAGUAGUAUAGAAGGAAACCGAGAUGAAAAGGCACAACCUGAAAAUGAAGGAAAAGAGUUAGAAAAUUUCAAUUAUUAUAAUAAUAAUUAA
Messenger RNA from Dictyostelium purpureum, 1356 nucleotides. RefSeq lists its product as uncharacterized. The record is from RefSeq and is a predicted model, not a curated record. The transcript has 3 exons. The coding region runs from base 1 to 1356 and encodes 451 amino acids. NCBI's taxonomy places the organism in Eukaryota, Evosea, Eumycetozoa, Dictyosteliales, Dictyosteliaceae.